Messenger RNA from Polychytrium aggregatum, 2440 nucleotides. Its product is annotated as U3 small nucleolar RNA-associated protein 6-domain-containing protein. The transcript has 11 exons. Gene Ontology annotation, cellular component: Pwp2p-containing subcomplex of 90S preribosome; small-subunit processome. Bases 116 to 2152 code for a protein of 678 amino acids. Lineage: Eukaryota; Fungi; Chytridiomycota; Chytridiomycetes; Polychytriales. Gene Ontology annotation, biological process: maturation of SSU-rRNA from tricistronic rRNA transcript (SSU-rRNA, 5.8S rRNA, LSU-rRNA). Gene Ontology annotation, molecular function: protein binding; snoRNA binding. The record is from RefSeq and is a predicted model, not a curated record.
UGUCAUUUUGCUUGAGUGUGAAUACAUGAGUGCCUUGUCCGUCGACAGCAGCACCGACAGCAGCACCGUCGGUCCUGGUCCAUCCACACGCCUGCAGAGACCGUCAUAGCACACCAUGGCCGACUCUGUCAAGUACCAUCUUGAGCGCAUGCUCCCUGAGCUCGAAGAUCUCGAGGAGCGAGGCAUCUUCAGCAGGGCCGAAGUCAAGUCCAUCAUCAAGCGCCGAACAGAUUUCGAGUACGCCAUCCAUCGGCGCAUCAGCAAGAAGAGCGACUAUCUCCGAUAUAUUGAAUACGAGAUGAACCUUGAAAAGCUCCGCAAGAAGCGCAAGAUGAGGCUGCGACUGGACAAGAAGCCUCGAGGCAAGAACAAGUCCGAGCCAAACAUCACACUCUCCGACCACAGCAUCCUCAGACGCAUCCACCAGCUCUAUCACAAGCUACUCAAGAAGUUCUCUGGUGAUGUCCAUCUCUGGAUCCAGUAUCUCGAGUGGGCUCGGCAGAGCGGAUCGUCGAAGCUGUUGGGCAAGAGCUUUGCCCGUGUUAUCCAAUAUCACCCCACAAAGCCUGUCUUCUGGAUCAUGGCCGCUGCAUGGGAGUACGAGGAAAACUCCAACAUCUCGUCUGCUCGAGUGCUGCUGCAGCGUGGUCUUCGCUUGAAUCCCGAGUCUCAAAAGCUGUGGCUGGAGUACUUCAAGCUGGAGUUACUAUGGCUCAUCAAGAUCAGAGAGCGUCGGCGUCUGCUGUUUGGCGAAGGUGGAAAGCCCAAAAAAUCGACCGCGGUCCCAGAACCAAAGCCAAAUGACGCAGACAAGGUCGAUGUGGAUCUGGACGAUGAAGACGACGACGACAAUCGUGACGGCGAUGAGGCCCCUACGGGUGUCAGCGUCCCUUCUCUCAGCGAAGAGUCUGGACUGGAAAAUCCUCUCGAAAAUGAUCCGGUCAUAUCGAAAUCGCUGACGUCCGAGCCCGAGAGUGUUCUGGAAAAGUCGCUCUCGCCAAUGCAAAAGGCACUCCUUGAGUUGGCCAUUCCUCGCGCGAUCUAUCGGAAUGCUGUCAAAGCUAUCGCAAGCAAUCUCCCAUUUCGGCUCGAGUUUCUGGAGCUGUAUCGACAGGCCGGAGACGAUACUCAAAUUGGACAGGAUGAGAUCUACCAGAGUCUGGCGACAGAUUUUGGAGACGACCCUGUCGCUAUCUCGGCCAUUUGCGAGCGCUACUUGACUGGCCUGACGACCUCCGAUCCCGGCUUUCCGGCGGCGCUCAAGAUGGCUAUCGACGAGUACAAGGAGUAUCUUACGGAUACAAGCUCGCCCGUCCUAUGCACGCGUUAUCUUCGCUUCCUGAGCUCGUGUCUUGCUCGAACAGACGAAGAGAAUCUGCGCGCCUAUAUCAGCAAGCUACUGAGGAAGACGUUCGUUCUCGCGCACGAUCUCGAAGUAGCCGAGCCGACAGCGUAUAUCAUGUGGUCCGAUUUUGUUGAAGACAAGUCCGAGAAAGAGGCUGCUUUGACCUUUGGCAUCGACAGGCACCCAACAAGCAUCGAGUUGCAUCUGGCCUACAUCAAGCAGACAAUGCACAAAGGCGCCGAGUUCACUUAUUCGCAUUUCCAGGCUGCCGUCAAGGCCGCAGCAAAACAAGAUAAACACACCAUUUGGAUUCCCUUUAUCGACUGGGUUGUCUCGGAGAGCAAUCUACCAGCCAAAGACGUUGAGCGGACGUUCAACCAAAGCGCAACCGUCAGCGAGCUUGGCUAUUCCGAAUACGAGACCCCGCUCUUGGUCCAGUACAUUGAUUGGGCACACAAGGUCGGCGGUAUUGCAAAGUGCCGCGAAGUAUGCGAAAGGCUGCGAAGCCUGCGCACGCGUCAGCCCGAGUUCUAUGAGCGAUGGAUUCAGAUCGAGACCGAGCUGUGCAGCCAAUGCUCUUCGCAGACGUCCAAGAACAAGCAGAUCAAACAAAUCAGGAAAGUGUAUGAGAUCUUGAUCGAAGCCGACACCAAGCGACACGAUUCCUGGCUGUCAUGCAUCGAGUUCGAGAUGGAAGUCUCUGGAGACAUGACCCAGGUCACGCAUUUACACUGGCGGGCGCUCAAAGAGGUCGACAACCAAGACGCCUUCUCGAAGGGAUACGAGGCCCUCAAACAGCGGGUGUGAUCCACUGCUGGUGCUGUUGAUGAAACACACUAUCUGUACCAGGCGGAUCCGGCUCAGAUAUGAAGAAACGAGCACCCUGUUAUUGCAGAAUACAUCGCGCAUUUGCGCGGUUCGUCGAUGAGAUCUCACGGAGUAAUCUGCACCGUCAAGGUAUCUGUGGAACUCCCAAUGAUGGGUGUGGGUCAUGGAUGUGGGAACUCAGAGCCCCCCCCCCACAAAAGAAACAAACCCAGAUUGUUACAACCAAUCCAGAAAGAAACGAGAUACUUUGGCUAUUGGUCGUUGGCC